AUCGGAUUGCAACGCGGGUUCAAACCAUGUCUGAGAGCGGCCGGAUACCUCAGGCCCGGGCGCUUCUGCAGCAGUGCCUGCACGCCAGGCUGCAAGUACGUCCAGCCGAGGGAGACGCCGAGAGCCAGUGGGUGGAGGUUCAGAGAGGAUUAGUAAUCUACGUGUGUUUUUUCAAGGGAGCUAAUAAAGAACUUCUUCCCAAAAUGGUUAAUACACUGUUAAAUGUGAAGUUAAGUGAAACAGAAAAUGGUAAGCACGUGUCUAUAUUGGACCUUCCUGGCAAUGUUCUAAUCAUCCCUCAAGCCACCCUUGGGGGGAGAGUAAAAGGAAGAAACAUGCAGUAUCACUCUAACUCUGGAAAAGAAGAAGGCUUGGAACUUUAUUCCCAAUUUGUGACUCUAUGUGAAAAAGAACUGGCUGCCAACAGCAAGUGUGCCGAAGCUGGGGUUGUGGUGGAACAUGGUACAUACGGGAACAGGCAGGUGUUACAGCUGGAUACCAAUGGACCAUACACACACCUAAUUGAGUUUUGAAAAAUUAAAAAGUUAGUUUCUACAGUUGUUUUCUGGUAUAAAAUGGUCUCAACUAUAAUUCGAUUUUCUUCCUCUUCUUGAAUACCUUAAUCUGCAGCAUUUUUAGACAAGAAAAUCCUGGGUCCUAUCCAUACCUCUGCAACCUGUUAAUUGGAUGACCUUGCCUUGCCAAGUCACCAAACUCUGGAUCUCAUUCACCUUUCAUCCUGCUUUCCCCUACACUUCCACUUGAAAACUUGAAAAAUGCUUUCUAGUCACCUUAUAGUCACUGUGGAAAUGUUCUUAGAGAGCUGUAUUUAAGUAUUUUGCAUGAAGAAUUUUGUGCAAUCAAGAAAAAUAUUUCUUAUACCCUCAAAUGUAUGAAGUAUGUAAUAAAAAUAACUUUGUAUUAAAAUUAGGUAAAAUCCCACACA
Odobenus rosmarus divergens (Pacific walrus) is the source of this 946-nucleotide messenger RNA. It is a transcript of the gene DTD2, whose product is annotated as D-tyrosyl-tRNA deacylase 2 (putative). NCBI's taxonomy places the organism in Eukaryota, Metazoa, Chordata, Mammalia, Carnivora, Odobenidae. Bases 27 to 533 code for a protein of 168 amino acids. Gene Ontology annotation, molecular function: D-tyrosyl-tRNA(Tyr) deacylase activity. The record is from RefSeq and is a predicted model, not a curated record. Gene Ontology annotation, biological process: tRNA metabolic process. Gene Ontology annotation, cellular component: cytoplasm. The transcript is spliced from 3 exons.